AGCUCAAUCGCCUGCCUGCAUGCCUGCCUGGGUCCGUGCUGACUCUUUCCUCCCUGUCCACACGGCCCUUUAGGUGAUGUAUGGGUCCGUCUGUCUGUCUCUCUGCAGAUGCCACGCCAUGCCAUGCGCACGUCGGUCUGUUCAUUACAGUAUAGAUGUCUAUUCUUGCCAAAACUGCUGUCGCAGAUCCGCCGAGGGAAGCCAGCGGUCAGCAACGCCACACCACACCACAAAGAGAGUAAGGCAGCAAAAGCAGACCAGAGUUCAGUUCAGUGACCCCACAAGCCAGCCAACCAACCAGAGAGACAGGGGAGAGGCGAGGCUGGCUGUGUGCUGUUUAUCUCAUUCGCAGCCGAUGGCCUCCUCUAUGUCCUGCAGGCGCCGCUGCAGCCCCAAGAUCUGCUGACACAGAGACGUCUUCUCGCCCUUCAAUGUCGUCACCUACACCACACCCUAAUGUGAGCGGUUGCAACACUCAGACGAACAGAGGGGGGCUGCCCUGGUACUUACCUGCUGCUGGAGCCGCGAGUUCUCGGCUUUCUGCUGUCCGAGGUGUUUUUUGAUCUCUUCUUGCAGCCUGGCGAUGUCGCCCGACAUGGCCUUCUUGAGCUCCAACAGUUGACUGUGAUAAUGAUGCUGGCACACACACACACACAAACAGCAGAGAGAGAGAUAUAGAGAGAGAGAGAUGGAGCGCCAUGAUUUGUCCCUUGUGUGUGCAUGGUCGGUCUGCUGCUGACUUCAAGGUUUUGUUUGUCGGCUCGUAAUGCCUCAAUCUCCUGUCGUUGGGCAGCCAGCUCCUCAUUCUGCACACUGAUGUACUCCUGCAUUGAGAUUGCAUGCACCCACACAUCGAAUGCACACCACAUGCAGGGGCAGGCCAUGCACUUCGGUCUCUUCUCUCUCCGUCGACCCACCUCCAGGGACGCCAGUUUGCCCUUCAGCCCAGUGCCCCCCUGACUCGUGCGUGUCUGUCCGACCAGAACAACACAAGCGAUACACACGAGUGUUGCCGCCCCUGCACGUGUGUGUUAUCCCUCGUCUGGUUGCCAUGACCGUGUUCAUCAUGUUCUGUGCGCUGAGGGCCAUCGUGUUGGGUGGAGUCUUGGCGUGAGGGGGCGACACCGCUGUGUCAUCCAUAUGGUGUUGUGCGAGGGGGGGCGACGGGGGAAAGGAAAACGAAGCCAUACAGGGGUGUAUGAGAGGUCAAAGGUGAUGUUCGUUCACUUACCUGCCAUUUUGGCAAUGGUGAAGUGGGAGCAAAAGGG
This is a messenger RNA of Vitrella brassicaformis, 1268 nucleotides long. The record is from the annotation of a GenBank genome assembly. NCBI's taxonomy places the organism in Eukaryota, Vitrellaceae.